UGAAGUCAGAGGAACAGCUGCUUGAAACUUUAGAUAACAAUCAAGUGCUAAAAGUUCUACUCUACACGUAUGUGAACUUGAAAGAAAUACCUGUUUGGAAUAAUUCUAACCCAGAAGUUCUGACAACUGAUGAACUGUUUGGCUUUAUACACCAUGAAACCCGAUAAUGGAAAGAUGGCCACCUUUGUUCACACAUCUGAGACUGCACAUGUCCAGUACUGUAUUGAUUUACUCAUAACAAAAGGCAAACCAGUCUUGCUUGUUGGAAGUGCCGGAGUAGGAAUAACAGAGUUUGUAGGCAACAGGCUUGGUGCUCUCUCUGAAGAUCAACAUCCCUUUCAGCUACCCACGACAUCAGCAGUGCUCCAGAAGUUGUUUGGAAGAAAGCUGGAGAAAAAAGCUGGUCACUAUGGUCCAGUAAGAAGUGAGAAACUUAUCUAUUUUGUUUAUGAUCUGAAUAUGGCUGAAGUGGAUAGAUAUGGAACAGUUCGAUCUCCUGCAUUGAUUUGGCAGCAUAUAGGCUAUGGACAUCGAUAUGAUAGGCAGAAGCUAACUAUUAAAGAAAUUCAUAGUUGUCAGUAUGUUGCUUACAUGAAUCCAACUGCUGGAAGCUUCACUAUCAAACCUAGGCUCCAGGUAGAUCUUGCCAGUUUGUACAUCAAGACUGUGGCCAAGAACAUGCCAACAGCGUUUUUGCUGACAGAUGCCCAAGUUCCAGAUGAACGCUUUUUUGUGCUGAUUAAUGACUUGUUGGCAUCAGGUGAUUAA
Molecule: messenger RNA, 768 nt
Organism: Myiozetetes cayanensis
Lineage: Eukaryota; Metazoa; Chordata; Aves; Passeriformes; Tyrannidae
Gene: DNAH11
Product: dynein axonemal heavy chain 11
Biological process (GO): microtubule-based movement
Cellular component (GO): dynein complex
Molecular function (GO): dynein light intermediate chain binding; minus-end-directed microtubule motor activity; dynein intermediate chain binding
Source: RefSeq, a predicted model, not a curated record